AUGCAGCUCACCUCCUGCCUUACCGGUUCUGAAUGGGCCUCGAAUGGGCCGCAAACUCCAGCCCAGCGGUUCUACCAAGCAUUCACACACGCCAUCGAGUCUUCCGCCCUGUCAAGUUAUGAUAACCACAAGUUCUUCUCCGAUCGCGCAACUUUUCACAAUCAGAACGGCGUUGAUUACCAAGGCGGGGAAAUUUGGCCAUGGAUCACGCUGGUAUUUGACCAGUUCGAGCGCUUGGAAUUUGAUCUUCUGAGCAUCUGGGAGUUUCGAAAUGAUGACGGCAGUAUACAUUUCAUCGCUCAGGCUAUGCAGCGUAUAUGGGCUCCUGGUAACGAUGGCACGUCGCCAACAGUCGAUGUUUCCCUUUGUGUGAUCAGCCGGAUCGGGCCCAGCACAUCCAACGAGGCUCCGGAGGGCUUGCAAUUUCAAGAGGCUUGGUUUUCUUGGGAUACGUACAAGCUCUUGCCAUAUUUCCCUGGCGUUCUAUGCCUUUUAGCUCAACCAAAAUCCUCAUUCCGAAAAAACCAUGCACGGAUGGCUCAUGCUAUCGGAUGA
This is a messenger RNA of Penicillium argentinense, 555 nucleotides long. RefSeq lists its product as uncharacterized. The record is from RefSeq and is a predicted model, not a curated record. The transcript has a single exon. Bases 1 to 555 code for a protein of 184 amino acids. Lineage: Eukaryota; Fungi; Ascomycota; Eurotiomycetes; Eurotiales; Aspergillaceae.